GCUGGGCAAUAAUUACGCGAUAGCAGUUGUCUUUGAGGUGAAAGCUUCAUACCUAAUUAUAUCACCCCCAACGCCAAAGCUUCCAAGAUCUGUUGUAUGCUUCAUGGGCAGGCAAUUAUGUGUAAAGUAAUUGGAUUCACGUUAGGAAAUGGUAUCACCUCAUUCUUGAUUUUACAGAACCAGCAGGUUAAACCACUCGUAAACGCCAGUUUCUAUUCCCUUUAUGGAGUAAGAAAGAUUAAGGAUGCAUCAGCACACACCCCAUCGCCCAAGGUUUGCCCAUAUUCAUACAUCAAUAAUAUUAUAAGAAAGCCUAUUUAGUUGUAUUGCAUGUACGUCGCUGUUGAGUUGAACUUGAGGUUGCCCUUGAUAACCUUGUCUACCGCAUCCAA
This is a messenger RNA of Trichoderma asperellum CBS 433.97, 392 nucleotides long. The record is from RefSeq and is a predicted model, not a curated record. NCBI's taxonomy places the organism in Eukaryota, Fungi, Ascomycota, Sordariomycetes, Hypocreales, Hypocreaceae.